Molecule: messenger RNA, 5675 nt
Organism: Porites lobata
Lineage: Eukaryota; Metazoa; Cnidaria; Anthozoa; Scleractinia; Poritidae
Source: the annotation of a GenBank genome assembly
AUGUUUUUAUUCCAGUAUUUAUGUGGGAAUUGCAAAAGACAUUACUGCAAUGACUGCUUUGCCAAAGAAACAAAAUUGGUUCCUGGAGAGAACAUCAGAAAUUGCUUGAAAUGCAGAGCUCUGCAGUAUCCUAUUGCCUACAGGGAUCACUUGAAGAGGCUGAAAGUAAAAGAUCUUCAAGAAUAUUUGAGAGCAAGACAGAUCUCCAUGAACCAAUGUAAAGAGAAAAGGGAUCUUGUAGAGUUAAUUUUGCGGCAUGCUGAAGAAGGGUCAAACAUUCCUCCGUCUAUGCCACCCUCUCAGCAAGGACGACACCACAGUCAAACAAACACUCAAUCACAGAGGACAGCUGGGCAACAAGGGAGCUCAACCGCUCGACCACAGCCAAAUGUUCAGCCUGUGCAGGUAGUCAUAAAAUUUUUGUUGUUAAUCUAAGGCUUUGUACCACCUUUGACUAAAGUUUUUCUCAGGUGUGCAGCGUUAGUUGCAGCUGAAAUAGGAGACAACACCAGGGUGCAAAGAAAGUGAGAUUUACGGCUUGCCAUUCAGGCAAGAGUCUUUUAAGUACCGCCAAAAUUUUUUUGAUGAGCAGCAUUGGUUAUAGUUCUUCUGUAAUUUGAAUUUCCCAAAAAAACUUCACUUGCCCUUUGGGCAAGGUAAGAACAGGAUUCACUAGCCCGAUUGCAAAAUCCACUAGCCCUGGCACUAGCACUUUCUUUGCACGCUGCAACACACAAGUCCAAUUUAUACAUUAAGUACAGUGAAAGCUCUCAUAAGCGGACACCCUCGGGAUGCGAAAAAGGUGUCCGUACAGGGCUCGAAAUUAAAAAAAUCUUCAGGUCGCCUUUUGGCGACCAACCGGAGAAUUAUAGUCGCCAGAUGCAAAUUUUUAGUCGCCAGUUUGUAAAAUGUAAAUGACGCAGCUCAUAGGUACAGAGCUUCUGAUACUUCGAGCAGGAGCAGAGCCGCGAAAUUCACAAAAACAUGCGAAAUACCGCGAAAUUCAGUAGAAAUCGUAUCAAAUACAACAUAUUUGAAACUUAUCUCAGCUAUUGGGGCUAUUUACUUGCCGUAACCUUGCAAAUUUAUCUUGAUACUUCGUCACUGAAACGUGCAAAUAACGUCCCGAAACUACCAGGCGUAGAUUGUGUUGCGAAAAACUGGGCACUAGCCAUGAUGUUAAAGGCUUUGCCAUUGGUUCAUUUCUGGAGCGUUUUGUUGUUGAAAGAGCAAAUGAUGACGUCUGUUAGAAAAACGUUAAAAACGCUGGUCUGAUCGGCGCAAAACCGAUGGAUAUCUGACAAAAUUUUCCCUAAAAAAUAACCACAAAAUCGGCCUUUUUUACCGAUUGAUUUUCGGCGAAGUUUGCCCCAAACAUUCCCGCGAAAGUGCUGCAAAAUCGGCCGAUUUUUCCGUGAAUUUGCCCCUAAAAAUCCUGCGAAAUUUGACUUUUUUCGGCUACCUAUCAGAAGCCCAGCAUAGUAUGGCGCAAUCCAUCAGAUUUGAAAAUAUCAUGAAGUCGGUAUAAAUUUGGAGGUAAACUGGCUUUGUUUAUGCAAUUUGGCACAUUUUUCAUGAUGAAAGCAAAGCAAGAUAAGAUGAAAUGUUUGUUUUAAUUUUACUCUUCUAAAAUCUGGUCGCCACUUUGGCGACUAAACCAGAAUUUUUAGUCGCCAAGGAGAAAAUGUUAGUCGCAUUGGCGACCGUAUCAGUCGCAAUUUCGAGCCCUGCCGUAACUGCAGCUGGCCGCUUACAGGAAUGUAAAAAUACGUAGUUUGUAUGGGAGUGGAGAAAAACAGCAUUUUGUGAAGGUGGCCAUAAGUAGAGCUUUCUGCUUACGAGAGUGUCUGUUAGGUGAGCUUCCACUGUAUAGACUUUCGCAAAAAGUAUAGCUCUAACUAUCAUUAUUGAUCCAUUUGUGCUCUCACCAUUAUCCAUGUAACCCUGUGUAAUGUGAAGUCUUGUAAAGUGAUAGGCCAUGCCACUUAGAGUCUACUUUGUCUUCUUGUUUUCAGGUGCGUCCAUCAGCUCCCCCAUCCUCUGUAUGCAAGAGUCUAAGUCAGAUUCAAAACAUUGACGAAGUAGAAGAUCUCUCAGUGAAAGAGCUGAAGUGUAUUCUUUCUGCUAACUUUGUGGACUUCAAGGGAUGCUGUGAAAAGAAAGAACUCUUAGAUCGGGUCAGGACUCUUUGGAAAUCCAAACAGGAGGUGAACAAAAAGAAAAGUAAGUCCUGGGUUUUGGCAUUAUUAACAGGGAUUUUGUCACAAAUAGUUAUGGUGAGUCCCAGGACUCAUUUUGUAGAAAAAUCAUGCGUCCCUGUCCAUAACCAAUGAGUCCCAGUACAAUGCUUGGGCUUUUAUGUAACCAGACAAUUAAUCUGGAGACAGACGCCAAAAGUCUUUAUUACAGUUUAUAGUCCUUCCCUUCUAGAUAUAUCUAAAGCACAAAAAAGACUAAAACAAAUAUGCAUCUUUAUCAACAGCCAUAGAAAUCACACAAACAGGAUAUUCUACCAAAAAAUCUUAGAAUCAACUGAACAUUCUUUGCAUCCUACGGAAUGCAUACCAUGAAUUAUUUUACGUCUUUGGGAAUUUUUAUGCGUCAGGGAGGCCGACAAAAUUACUGUAUUAAUUUUAAAAGUAUCAUGAUAAAUUGUAUUGAUCAAAUAGACUAACGGACAUGCUCCCUACCCCCACCAGGCUAGCAUUUCCAGCUUGUUCAAUAAAGGUUGCUUUGGGCAUUGGGAAUUGGGCAAUAGGAAGCUAUUCUUUGGUGAUCACUCAGGCAAAUUAUUGCUUUGUUUGGUAUGCCCAAAUGCCCAAUACCCAGCUGGCAAUUCCCAGUGCCCAGAGCAACCUUUAUUGAAUUAGCUAUAUAUCCAGGGUGGUAGGAAUUUGAAAUCAGUCGUUGAAAUUGGGUUGCGAAAUUUGAUACCCUUCUGGUUGGUUGGUGAUUAUCAUGGUGGGUCAAGGCUGAUGAGAGAUUUUAUUGAACUUCCAUUCCUUGAGAAGAAGGUUCAGCAACAAUUAUUGUGGGAAUGCAAUGGAAGUGGACAACAUUUUCAAUUACAGUACAGGCCACGGGCAUUAUAGCACUCAUACUUGCGUAAAUUGCGUGCAGCAUGGCAGAUUUCCAGGCAAAAAACUCACGUGUAAAUUUCUACACGAACUCUUCAACACAAAUUUCCGUGUAUUUUUAAGGUGACUGAUUUUGCUUGUAAAAAUCCACGCAACUUGUGAGUAUUUCUUCACAACAGCAAAUAUGGCUGAUGUAAAAUUAGAAACCGACUUUGUGGAAAAACGUCUUUUCGCGGUGAAAAAGAAAACAACUUACUAUACGCUUUCUCUUACUAGGAACGUCAUGUUUUGUAAAUCAACAAUCCAUGUUAUGUAUUAAAAUUCCUUGGCUGUUGGCUGAAGUGGGGUUUCAAAUUACAAUGCGCUAUUUUACAUGUAAACUUGGACGUAUGUUACUUGCCACACUGACUGUUGUUUUGAAAUAAGUUUAAUGUUUCGGACUUCAGUACACUGUAUUUUUUAGACUAGUUACGCGCUUAAAACAUGGUUUGGAUUUAUCGAGGGCAAAAUUAUAGAGUAGUGAUCUGAAGGGAAACGAAAAUUACUUCGAGUUGGCGAGGGUAAAAUUACAAUAACUGUUUGAAGGAAUUUCAGGGGAAGUCAACUUGAGUAAGCUCAACAUUCAAGUUAGGAGUCAUCUAAUUAUUUAGCGAGGGUUCAAGAAAUCUGGAUGACUAGAAAGUUUUAUUUCACACGGAAAAUUUUGCUACGCAGGUUACUGGGGAAAGUAAGCCGUAACAUUUUCUCCAAAUUCAACCCAAUUAAGGUGGCUCGUACCAGUUUUCCUCUUUUUUGACAUUUUAACUUUAAAAGUACAAAAUAAAAAAGCAAGCCAAAGCCAUAACAGCACUUUCGUAGAGUUGGAUUAUACAAAUUUGCUUGACUUAAAACAACCAUUAUUUUGUCAUUAGCAGUUACCAAGGCAACAUAUCUUAAGGAUUACUUGGAACUACUUUUUAGCUUCCAGCACUGAUAACUAGAAAACUAAGCCGGUGACCCCUACUUUUUUUGGACGACAACUUUUGGCAUUACAAAAGGAAACUACACAGUGAUUUUAAAAAAAUUAUGCAAGCACGUUUUUUUACGAAAGUGGAAAAUACGACAUUUUUAUUCAGUAGAAAUUUCCUCCUUAAAAUUUUUCCAUUUUUUCUCUGGCAUUUUCUUUCAACUUUAUCAGAUUAUUAAAACAUUAAAAAUAGAGGUCACCAGACUUGUUUUCUUGUAAAACACUUCGAGAUUUCACAAUUUCCCCCACAUGUUUUUGUGCUUGAGGAAAUGUAGCCAUUUUGUCUCUCUAUUUUUCCCAUGAGUACUCGGAUAUUUUCUUCCAAGCCAGCUGUUUCACAGACUGAAAAAAAAAAUGUUUCUCAGCACAUCCUUUGUUUACCCAAAUUAAUAUAACUUUGUUGCUAACACUCUACAAAAAAACUGUUUGCAGGCUCAAUGGCUCCUGAUGAAGAAGAGGAUUCUGAAGAACAGUGUAAAAUAUGUAUGGAUGCCACUAUAGACUGUGUAUUACUUGAAUGUGGGCACAUGGUCACUUGUACAAAAUGUGGCAAGCAGAUCACAGAUUGUCCAAUAUGCCGCCAACAUAUAUCUAGGAUAGUACAUGUUUUUAAAGCUUAACACUUAAUAACAAUUAUUUAAAACGAAUAAUAAUAAUACUGUAUGCAUCUGGUAUAUUUGUUUUGAGGAGUUGGCAGUGCUUUUUAAAAAAUUUUUCAACUUGAAGUCUGUUUUUUAAUUAUCAUCCUAAGAGUUAUGAGGCAAAGCUCCCAAGAGAGUUUGAAGUGUUCUGUAAUAGUUUAUAUCCAUAGCAUUCAGUUACUAGUUUUUGGCUUUCCGUUUAAAGCCCCUUCUUAAGAUAAUAAAUUUUUGGGUUGUGAACUUUGCAAUAUUUUGGUGUUCAGUGUCCCAAACCCUUUUGUUAAAAUUCCAAUUUAAAAAAAAUGGCUCGAGAAGAAGAGAGGGAGAUUGUGCUUGUAGCUAUGGUUACCUCUGUACAAUUCUCUCUUUUUGUGUGCCUGACGCGUCAGCCUAAGUGAUAUUUUGAAACUGCUUUCAUUGUAUUCUUGUUUUUGUUAAGUUUUUGGUAGUGAUCAUCUACAGGGAAACCAUAGCUGCAAAUAAUUUUACAUUUUUUAAAAGAAAGGAAUGCAAUUUGAAUUUUAUUUCCAAAGAAAUUCCUUGGACAAUAAUAUUUUAAGAGAAAUCUAGGGUUUCUCAGUUAUAUGUAACAAACCAAAUUAAAAUGCUUCACAUAAGAAUUUUAAAAUUCUGAAAUAGCUUUUUUGUCUCAAAAUACCUUUAUUUUGUUAUUUAUUAGCAUUGUACCAUACUGUAACAUUAUUUUAAAGUAUUCCAUCAUCAAUGAAUUGUAGGUAUUUACUGUUUGUAGGAAUAGUGAGCCCCAAAAAAGGUCAUUUGAAGUAUAAUACAAGGAAAAUGUAAGAAAACUGAUUGUAUAGAGUUAUAUGUCUGGACACUUCAUUUGCAUGUUUUUUGUUGUUUAAGUUUUUAAUCCGCAUAUGGAAUAUUGAAGAUCGUUCAAUAAAAAAACUUUUUGGUACCCUCCAACGAAUGUAUUUUACUUCCCCG